AUGCCGCUCAGAAUCCUAGACUCCCACAUCCACCUCUGGCCCUCCAUCGCGACCUCCUGCACAGACCAUGGCUGGAUGACGCCCGGCUUCUUUUUAGCAAAACAGCAUGGGAUACAAGAGUACGAUGCCGCCACUGCCCUUGCGCCGGUCCAGCCCGCCAGCUUCGUCUACGUGGAAACAGAUCGGUAUCUCCCCUCCUCUUCUCUCUUCGUCGAUCCCGAGUCUAGUUUAGAAGAGAAACAAGAGAGGAUAAGGCACUGGGCACGCGCACCCUUGCAAGAGUUAGAGUUCCUUCGAAGAGUGGUGGAGGGGAAUGUGCAGGAGGGCGAUGGCGCGAGCAAAGAGGAUGGUGGAAGGUUGAAAGGGCUUGUGAUUUGGGCGCCAUUUCACCUGCCAUGUAGUUUAUUUGAGAUCUAUCUAGAGCUUGCGAGGGAGACGCUGGGCGAGGAAGCAUUGAAACGUGUUGUGGGGUUUCGUUAUCUCCUCCAGGGGCGGACAGCCGAGCAAGUUCGAUCAAUUAUAGAAAACAAGCACUUCGUCUGGAACGUGAAAAGAGCGUGUGAGAAGGGGCCGAAGCGACUAGCGUUUGAUGUAGGCGUCGAUGCGCACCGCGACGGCAUAGAAACGUUGGAAGCAGUCUCCAAACUGAUAGAAGGCGUAGAAGAAGGCGUAAACUUCGUUCUUAACCACCUUUGCAAACCCGACUUAUCCUCUUCCAACUGGGACGGCUUUGAACGCUGGCAAUCCAGUAUUGGACGAUUGUCUUCACAUCCAAAUGUCUAUAUGAAGCUCAGCGGUGCGCUGAAUGAGUUCUCGCCCUCUACUACGCCUUCGUCCGCGAAAGAGAUCCUUGUAACAUUGCGGCCAUAUUUGGAUCAUUUGCUGCAGAGUUUUGGGGCGCAUAGGGUGCUGUUUGGGAGUGAUUGGCCGGUAUGCAAUGUCGGUGGACCAAAAGGAGAGCAGGGCAAUUGGGGUUACUGGGUUGAGGUUGUGGAGAAGUGGGUGGAGGACAAAGGGUUAAGUGAGAGAGAGAAGGAGUGGAUUUGGGCGAAGACCGCGGCGUCGGCCUACGGGAUUGCGGAGUUCAGACCCUCUAUCCGCCGUAACCCCUCCAUUGCGAACCCCGCCACCUCCUAUUCCAACCGAUCUCAGCUACCCUUGUCCACACCCACAAUGUCUAAUCCCGCACAAUUACUUAAGGGCAAAUCAACAGCCAUAACAGGCGGCGUAACAGGCAUCGGUCGCGCGAUCGCACUCGGGUACAUCUCGCAUGGCGCAAACAUCGCGAUCAACCACUUUGACGACGCGAAGUCGGCAGAGCAGUUCAAGAGCCUCCUUGACGAAGCAGCAAGCAUACUAGGUAGUAAGGAAGAGGCACAGGAGCGCAUAAUUGAUGUACCGGGUGAUGUAGGAAAACCGGAGACAGGCAAGAAGCUGGUUGCGGAGGUGGUGAAGCGCUGGGGACGGCUGGACGUUGUCGUGAGCAAUGCGGGGAUUUGCGAGUUUAAGGAGUUCCUUGAGAUAACACCCGAACUCUGGGCCAAACACCAUGACGCCAACCUCACCGGCGCAUUCAACACCAUCCACGCAGCCGCCACACAAAUGUCCACGCAAUCUCCCCCGGGCGGCUCUAUAAUAGGCAUCAGCUCUAUCUCUGCCCUCGUAGGCGGCGCACAACAAGCCCACUACACGCCCACCAAAGCAGGCGUCCUUUCCCUCAUCCAAUCCGCCGCCUGCGCGCUGGGCAAGUACAACAUCAGAUGCAAUGCACUGCUCCCUGGUACGAUCAAGACGCAGCUCAAUGACAAGGAUCUUGAGGAUGAUGAAAAGAGGAAGUAUAUGGAGGGCCGGAUACCGCUGGGGCGCACGGGCGAGACAAGGGAUUUGGCGGGGCCGGCGGUGUUCUUGGGUAGUGCGGAGUUGAGUGGGUAUGUGACGGGGGCGCAGUUGUUGGUUGAUGGGGGGCUGUUCGUCAACCUACAGUGA
Messenger RNA from Didymosphaeria variabile, 1986 nucleotides. RefSeq lists its product as uncharacterized. The coding region runs from base 1 to 1986 and encodes 661 amino acids. The transcript has 7 exons. The record is from RefSeq and is a predicted model, not a curated record. Lineage: Eukaryota; Fungi; Ascomycota; Dothideomycetes; Pleosporales; Didymosphaeriaceae. Gene Ontology annotation, molecular function: oxidoreductase activity, acting on the CH-OH group of donors, NAD or NADP as acceptor; hydrolase activity.